Messenger RNA from Sclerotinia sclerotiorum 1980 UF-70, 390 nucleotides. RefSeq lists its product with no specific name. The record is from RefSeq and is a predicted model, not a curated record. The coding region runs from base 1 to 390 and encodes 129 amino acids. The transcript is spliced from 2 exons. Lineage: Eukaryota; Fungi; Ascomycota; Leotiomycetes; Helotiales; Sclerotiniaceae.
AUGGCGUGCUGUCCUGUAAAUGCUUGUUAUCUUGCCGUAGCGGCCAUAGCAUCUGUGCAGUGUCCAUUACCCACAGGUCCGGGCUCCCCUGCACUUAACGGACUCGCCAGUGGUGCUUGUGCUACACUGGGAGGUUCUGUUGCCGUCGCAAAUGCUUGCAACUGUCUUAUCGGUACUAAUGCUCCAGGUGGAUGUGGUUCUGGAUGUAGUGGUACAGCGGGAGUCAGCAUAGGAUAUGCUCUCUACUCACCUCUAUCCAGUCUCGUGGGUGGAGUAGCGAAACUUGCAGGACAAUCCGUAUGCCCAGGGACUACUGGAUACUAUUGUCCCUCUGGCCAAACCUGCAGAACAGGAACUGGACCUGCGCCUUAUUGUUGCAAUGGUACUUAA